CAAUUGUAUGCUCGUAUCAUGCGUGUGUGCUGGCUUAUCAUUACAGCUCGAUCUUGUCAGCGCUCCGCCGCUCCUUAUCACGUGAUGAGCGUUCUCAUGAUGCUCGAUGCCCCGCUCUUGUAUCCGUCCCCAAAGAGGUAUGCGUUGUUGAGAUGAUGGUACAGCUCUACGAGCUGUAUCCCCUGUUCGUGAUGGGGUUGCGACCGCGGAAGAACUUCGUGGUACGCAUAUGGAAGCAGCCCUGCGUGAGCCCACCAAACAUACGCAUCAUGCAGCGCUCCACCUCGCCGUGUCCGUAGUAGCUGGGUGUGUGAAAGAUUUCAGGUUCGCCUGUCUUGCUGUUCGUGCCCGCAUUUCCGGCCCACAAGUCACCGUGCAAGAUGGCGGGCUUGAUCUGAGGGGUAAGAAAGGAAGACAAGAGCAGAGAGUAAACCUUGCGGCGAAACUAGGACCCCAGUCGGACAAGAAACAGGUCUCCGAUGCGCUUGAUCCGGUCGGCAAUGCGGCAGUCAGCCCAGAGUAUAGACCACGUUGCUUCCCACAUGUUGUCUUGUUUUCGUUCACCAUACCAAAUACGAUGAUCGCUUUUCAGACACCGAACGCUUGCAAACCGCAUGAUGAACCAGUGGACUUCAGCAUCUCCACAGAAUGUAGGCCUAUCAAGGCCAAACUUUCCCGAUUCACUGGUUCCGUACUUGUGUAUGGGCACUAAUUUGCGGGCCAAGGGCUUUUGUGCCUGCACACCAUGCCUGCUACCCCCCAUAUCCUUCAAGUCUGUGAAAAGUUAAGCAUGCUUCCCACCCUCAGACCUGCCAAACGAAUAUACCAAGGGGAUGAUGGCCCAGCUCGAUGCACGCCUCCCUCUUCCGC
Tilletiaria anomala UBC 951 is the source of this 870-nucleotide messenger RNA. RefSeq lists its product as uncharacterized. Bases 230 to 712 code for a protein of 160 amino acids. Lineage: Eukaryota; Fungi; Basidiomycota; Exobasidiomycetes; Georgefischeriales; Tilletiariaceae. The record is from RefSeq and is a predicted model, not a curated record. The transcript has a single exon.